This is a messenger RNA of Melospiza melodia melodia, 4787 nucleotides long. It is a transcript of the gene CLRN2, whose product is annotated as clarin 2. Bases 858 to 1556 code for a protein of 232 amino acids. The record is from RefSeq and is a predicted model, not a curated record. Lineage: Eukaryota; Metazoa; Chordata; Aves; Passeriformes; Passerellidae. The transcript has 3 exons.
GAGGAGAGAUCCCAAUGCCUCGGCCCAGCCGCGUCAGGGGCCUUGUCCCUAGUCCCCAGGGCUCCUGCUGCUGUUAGUUGGUUAAUUAAUUAAUUAAUUAGUGGCUCUGAAGGUCCUGCCAGGGCUCGGGUAGCAGUAACCGUAGAAGUGCGGACAAUUACGGCGGGUUUUCUUUGGCGCUCAUGGAUCGCAGCUGUCGCUUGUUACCCCCCAUGAGUGCCCCGAUGUCCGGCACGGCUGGCCAGGCCGCCCCCGCUGCCAGGGGCUUCGUGCGCCCCGCUGUAAUUCAGGAGAUUCCAGACCCAUCCUUUCUGUCCCUCUGAUAUCUCUGCCCGCAGUGACAUUUACAGGCUGGGUGGGAGCAGGCGCCGGGAAGCUCAGCACGGCUCAGGCGACUGCAGAAUCCUUCAGACAAAUUAUGCUGUUUUGAUCCUUUGUCCCCUGCACACAGAUGUUUACCCACUUUUUAAAAUAAUCCAAUGAACUGGAUUCUUCUCCAAAUUUUCUUCACAUGAGGUUGCAGUAAGAAACUUGAUGUCAUUUGAGCAGGACAAUUAAACCCCUGAAGAAAUAUUAGACUGGCCAUAGAGAUAGGAUUACUUGCUACAAAGAAGCAUCACCGCACUACAGUGUAAUGAAGCCCUUACUUGCAACCAUUUCAGGAUGUUGUUGCAGCAAAAUGUAUUUUUUGCCUUGAUUUUUAACCAUACAGAUUAAUUGCUGAACCUCCAAAAUACAAAGAGAAGUAUCUUGAAAUGCCUGGUAUUCAGCUGUGGAUUUUGGAGCAUGAUGAAAAAUGGGAAAUACGUCUGACUGCUGCAGAGAGGGCUUGGAGAUGAUCCCUUGAAGGCACUAAGAUGCCUGGCUGCUUUAAAAAGACAUUAUUUGCCUUGGCUUCCCUAAUAAGUUUUGUGUCUUUUAUCUUGAUUGUUGUUGCAAUGGGGAUCCCAAAGUGGAUGACUGGAAAGAUCCUUUGCAAAACAGGGGCUGAUUUGGUCAAUGCCACAGAUCCAGAGCUGGUCAAGUUCAUUGGAGAAAUUUACUACGGACUCUUUCGGGGCGGCAAAAUACGCCAAUGUGGCUUGGGCGGGCGGCGCUCCAAAUUCACAAUUUUCCCACACAUGGUGAAAAAGUUGAAUACAGGCCUGCAUGUGAUGAUCAUAAUGUUCCUCUGUGUGGCCAUUUUCUUUUCUCUGGUCAGUUUUGGAUUCUGCAUUCUUAACGCAAUAAAAGUUCCUUACCGGGCUAUUAACGGUCCAGCAGGAGCAUGCCUUUGGAACUUCCUUGCAGGUGGAUUUGUGGUACUUGGAGUCACCAGCUUCAUGGCUGCUGUGAAACUUCAUCACCUCACAGAAAGAAUUGCCAAUUUUCGGGAAAAUGUCUUUCGGUUCGUUAUCUUAGAAGAACGCUUUGAAGACUGUUUUUGGAUUUGUGUGGCAAGUGCCACAGCACAUGCAGUGAAUUUACUGCUAAUAGCCAUUAGUGAGAUUCAUUUCCCUAAAAUUAAGACUAAAACAGAAGAAGUCAAUGUUACAGCAGAGGAUAUCAUGUACUAACAAAUCUACACAAAACUAUUUUGCUCACGUGAACUGUUGUGACAGGAACAGCUUCUUGGCUCUUCAUCCUUUGUUUUGGAUAGAUGAUUUGUGUACAAACCUGUGUAAACAUGUCAGUCUACAAUACCAGCAACUAACAUGUCUGUGAAAAAAAAUUAAAAAACCAAAUGCUAUAAAUAUCAUUAUUCUCAAAACAAACUGAUAUCUGCAGUGAGUAUAUACUGUUUCCAUUUUAAGAAAAUUUGCUCUUUGGGGUAUUUUAGAAAGUUAAGGUAAAAUAUUCAUCAAACCAAAUGUCUUCUUUAUUUAGAAAGACAACAUGUUUAUCACAAAUCUUUGAAACUAUAAGGUUAUUUCAAAAGAGAAAGAAUGUAUAUUUGGCAUUUAUUUCACAGAAUUAUCUAGAGCAUAUUAAGAAGGACAUAUAUCUUUCAUGAUGUUAUACAGCAUGGAAAAAGAGAACUUCAUCAACUGUGAGGCUAAAGUUAUGGGGUAGUAAAGGCUAAGUGUGUGUGUGUGAAAUGUUUUUAAAACAGAAAUUGUCAGUACCACAAGGCAAAGAAGUGAGAAAUGUAAAGUAUAUGGGAUUCUAUUAGUCUGUGAAGCAAAAAUUAUUAGCUGCUAGAUGAACAUUUUAUUGCAGCUUCUGGAAGUAAACAGAUUAAGGGUAAUAAUGCUUUUAGAUAACCUGGAAAAUAUUAAUCUGACAGAUUAAUUUUCUUCAUAACUGUUAAGUCUAUCUGAAAUCAAGUAAAAGUGAUGUAUGAUGAAACAGUAUUGAAAUGAAUAGAACUGGCUAAAUGGAUGGAAAAGUUACUUUCUUAGGAAGGGCCAUAAUUUUGACAAAGUUUCGACUAGUUCAUGCGUGCUGAGGAGUGAUUAUUUUUGAGAAAAGGAUAUGGAAUAUACCAUUAAGAAUGGAUACAGUGGCCUCUACCAUCUCUGGGUUUGGCUCUACAAGGUUAGUAGGAUUAUGAGUGAAGCAGAAAUUUGUGAGGGUGUCUCUGCAAUAGGCCCUACUCACCUAUCUUCUUCAAGACACCAUGAGCCACUUUUGUUUUGCAGGAGCACUACAAUUAUUCUAAAAAAAUUAAAAGAUAGAUGGAAAAUGAUGAUGAUGAGUUGUAGAACUGUUACAAUUUUAGUAUAAAGGAGACUUAAUAAAGCAGAAAAAGUUCCUAUUUCAUACCACCCUCUUGCUUCAUUGUUCUUCUAAAUUUACUGGUGCUUUGACUCAGACUGUGCCCUGGGCCACACUCCAGGAAGAUGGUGCAAUAGCCUGCACAUGGAUAGGCAGCAAACAAACCCAGGCUACAAAGGUGUCUUAGAUGGUAACAACACUAUGGCCCUGAAAACUGUCCACAGGGCCCUCUGUGGUACCACCUUCUCCUUCCAGAAAAUUCUGAAUGGCUUUGAGAUAGAAAAACUUGAAGUGCAGCAUAAUUACACCAGUAGAAAAUGUAAUACUUGUCAUUUGUAAUUGUUCUAUGAACAUGUAAUGUAAUUGUUCUAUGAACAUUCUAAAGAAUUAUAUUGUGGCAUGUAACUUAGCUUUUACUAAAUAUAAUUCUCUUCUGGAGGUGAGAAGGAAGCAGAUUCUUAAAUCCUCCAUAUUGAGCGAUUGCUGUGAAAAUGCUUUUCAGUAGCAUUGAUAUGCAUGUGUUGCAACACAUUUUCAUACUGAUAAUGAACUGCUUGAUGGCCCACAAAUUUUGAACCCCUCCAAAAAUAUUACUGAAUAAGAAUCAUGGGACCAUUUAGGUAAGGACAAGAUUAAAGAUUUAUUGGAGUGGAUUACUAGGGAGGUCACAGUAGCUCUGAAAGAACCUGUAGAAUGCACUGUAUACAUGAAGUUAAAGGGGAUGACUGGGCUGAUUAGUGUUGUAAUUUCUUGGUUUGAAUCAAUUCAAGAAUGGAACAUAUUCUGCAGUAAAGGUCCAAAAGAAGAUUUCUCUCACAGCAGACCUAUGAACCAUCCUUGUGGGAUACUGUAGUUGCACAAGUUGAAUGACCAAAUAACAUUCUCACCAAUGACUGUGCUGUGACCUGUGAGAAAAUAGAAUUUUCAGUUCAGAGUGAACAGAAGUAUCCUCAUGCAUGAACUAAACUUAAUGAAACAGAUGUGAGGCUAAAUUAAACUUUCAGCUGCACAGGUUGUCUGAGUUUAGGCACUGCUAAGAUACACUGAUAGGUCAAUGCAUGGAAUAUUUGCCCUGGGAUAUUUUGUCUGGAGAAAAAAAGGUUAAGUGCAGGUAUACAUAUUUGAAAUGUGCAAUUAUAAAGCCCACCUUGGAGUUAACAAUAAGUAAGUUUAUCACUCAGACCUUUUCAGCUUUCCCUUGAACCUCAUAAACUAAUUUCAAAAGUGUGCAACUUGAUAUAUGUGGUCUACUUUAUUUACACAUUUUUAUUAUGCUUCACAUAGUGUAUCUGAUCAUAUGCAUGCUCAACAUGUAAAAAUGAGCACUUCUCUGGGGGCAUUUCUUACCUUGGAAGAUUUGAAAUCCCAGAUGAGAAUAUUUAUAUCUACCCAGAGUAAUAUCUACCCAGAACUUUGAAGAUAUUUUGGGCCCAAUCCUGUCUUUCCAUAAAAUUCAAGACAACUUCAUAUAUCUGAGAAAUACCGACUUAAUUUGUAUGUACAGAAUAAUAUCUAGAAACUACAUGAAUGUGGAGAAGCUAUGGAGCUAUGGAGUUCAAAGAACUAAAAAACUGUUAAUUCAAGAGCCUUGCCAAAAUAAAUGAAGCUGAAAAUUAAUUGCCACAUUGACUCUUUAAAUAAUAUUGUGGUUUAAUGUUAGAAAUAUGUAUUUUUACAAGAUAAAUCAAAUUGGGUCCUCAGUCAUUGUUUCUGAGUGCUGCUGUCCUUAAUAAAACAUGUUAUUUGUCUCUCUACCACUUCAUGGGAAAAGCUGUGAGGUGGGAAAUCUAGUGGACUCCUAGUGAACAGGCCCAGCUCCUUCUACAUCAUGUUCUGCUUAUCUAACAGUCUAACUCCACUUAAGGAUGUAUGGAAAAGCAAACAUUGUUAUAUAUAUAUUCAUAAGGUGUCUUAUUCUUACAUAUUUAAAUGAAAUACUUAAAAUCUAUGCUUCACACUUCAGGGCAGGGAAACAAACAAAAAAUGUCUCAAUCACCUGAAAUUAAAAUCCAGCGCAUGUUCAGUGCUCUUCAGACUGACAAUACAAUUGUCAGCAAACUCUAACCAGUUCUUUUCCGUGCAGUGCUUUU